Messenger RNA from Ctenopharyngodon idella (grass carp), 4349 nucleotides. Its product is annotated as drebrin-like protein B. Gene Ontology annotation, molecular function: actin filament binding. The record is from RefSeq and is a predicted model, not a curated record. The transcript has 16 exons. Bases 220 to 2418 code for a protein of 732 amino acids. NCBI's taxonomy places the organism in Eukaryota, Metazoa, Chordata, Actinopteri, Cypriniformes, Xenocyprididae. Gene Ontology annotation, cellular component: postsynaptic membrane; site of polarized growth; actin filament. Gene Ontology annotation, biological process: positive regulation of dendritic spine morphogenesis; positive regulation of axon extension; neuron projection morphogenesis.
UCUUCAUGAAGUUUUCCAGCAGGACUGAUGCAGCAGCACAUCAGCAGUGUUCGCCUCCACCUCAAACAGCUCUUCAUUUACAGAAGUUACACAUCGCCUGCAGAACUCACGUCACUGAAUGCAACUUUGGAUAAGGGAACUGCUUGUUUACUAGGGACAUAGAGCGAGUGUUGAAGUGCACUGGUUUUGUGGAGUACAUAGAAACACUCCAGCAUCAGGAUGAGAGCGAUUAACUUGGACACUUACAGCCUGUCUCUGCUGACCGCUAAAGAAGACAUCCUCAACCCGCGAGCAUCCACCAACUGGGCUUUAUUUACAUAUGAGGGAGUGACCAACAAUCUUAAACUCACAGAUUCAGGAGCUGGAGGUUUGACAGAAUUGGUUGGGAAAUUUCACAACAGCAGGCCCAUGUAUGGCCUCUGCAGGGUGGGACUGACAGAAACAGGACAACCACAGAUUGUCAUGGUCUGCUGGGUUGGUGAUAGUGUGGAUGAGCUCCGCAGAACUGAAUGUGCCAGCCAUCUGCCUGCCAUCAAGGCCUUCUUCAAGGAGGCUCAAAUAUUUAUUACAGCCUCACAGCAAGAUGAGGUGACGGAGGAGCAGAUUAUGGCUGCUAUUGCAAAGAUUCGACCACCAAUGGAGAAACUGAGGAGACCCUCAAGGGCAAUGGAUAAGGAGGAGACUGUCGGUACAAACUACAAGAAGACAAAUGCUGCCAUGGAGAUGAGACGGAUUAACAGAGACUCCUUCUGGGCACGUGCAGAGCGUGAGGAGGAGGAGAGAAAGGAGGAAGAACGUCGGAGGGCUAUAGAAGACAGACGGCGCUGGGAGAGAGAACGAGUUCUGCAGGAAAAAAAAGAGGCUGAAGAGAGAGACCGAAAGAUGAACGAAAAGCUACAGAUGAUUGAGGAACAAAGAAGAAUCCAGGCUCAGCGUGAGGAAGAGGCUAGAAAGAAGGAAAAAGUGAGAUGGGAGCAGCAGCAGAAAGAGCAUGAGGAGGACAUGAGGGCCCGACUCAGACGCAGCGAGUCCAUUGAGAAAGCAGCAGAGGCAGCAGCACUUGUUUCCCAGCGCACCAUCAAUCCCAGAGAGUUUUUUAGGCAGUUAUCUGCAUCCUCACAAAAUUCUUCAAGCCCUGGAUCACCACGAUCAGGCAAAUCUCCAUUCCGUCGCUACCAACGCAGUUUGACAGACACAGCCUUCAUCUUUGAGAGGUCCAAUUCUAAUUCUGGUCCCACAUCCCCUCUCAGUCCCUCUGCAAGGUCUCCAUUCUCACGCACCCCAUCCGCAUCCUUCAAACGUCCAACGUCCCCACUUAGUCCAUCCUACCGAACAAUCCCCUCACCACAGCGCCCUGAAACAUCUCCUCCCACAUCACCUUCCCCACGCUCUGUCCCACUGGUGUCGCCUCCACCCGGUCUGCCUGUCACCAGACCCCCUCCACCCCAGUCAUCACCUCCCAGCCGGCCACCUCCUCAAGCCCCGGUAAACGAUUCAGCUUCCCCUCCGUCUCCAAAGCCAGAGUCUUGCAUCUAUGACUUUAGCAGGGAGGAACUCGCUGUCACAACAGAACACCUUCCAGCUUCACUCUCUGAUAACCCACUGCACACUAUGGAGCUUGUAACUGGCUCUCAAAUGCUGUGUGAACCAGAAGUGGACUUUACGGCCAAGGCUGUGCUGAUCGAAGAAGAUGAAGAAGAGGAAGAGGAACCAGAGGAAACUUCAGCCAUGUCAGCUCCACCUUCACAUGCUAUGAUCACCACAAACUAUGAAGAAGCAGUGAAAGCAGUAGAGGAACAAUUCAAGCCUGAGGAUGAGAAGAGUGCCAUCAGCCCCCUGGUGGAGGUUGAGGAGCAAGAGCAGGAACCAGAGUCAGAGUCUGAGGAUGAAUCAGACUCUGAGGAGCAACCUGCUGCAGAAUCUGAGGAAUUCCACCCUAAUGUCAACCAGGUGCCCAGAAAUGUGGUACCGAUCUCAGAUGAUGAAGUUGAGGAAGACCUACCAAAUAACCAAGAGUCAUGUGUGAGUGCAUCAGAGUAUGAUCGGAUGAUUGAAGAAGAUGAAUCUGAAUGUGGCAGACCACUGAAUGGUACAGGUCAUGAGCUAAUUGGAGUUGAGGAUGUUGAUGUAUCUGAGCACAGUACACCUGAGCGGUUCUGUUACAAGGUUAAUCGUGAGGAGGAAGAUGACGAUGAAUUCCAAACAGAGUUGGUGACUGAGAAUGGCGAAACAUCACCGGAAAGACUUCUGCGUGUGAGAGCAUUAUAUGACUACCAAGCAGAGGAUGACACUGAGCUCUCUUUUGAACCUGGUGACAUCAUCAGUGAUGUGGAAACAAUCGACAAAGCGUGGUGGAGGGGCUCCAGCAAAGAUGGACGCCAGGGUCUCUUUCCUGCCAACUUUGUAGAAACCAUCUAAAGACUUGUCCUUCAAAGACGGUUCCUCUUCCCCCUUUUCUUUUUACCAAUUCUCAGGGACUAAGAACCGCAAAACCCAGUCUAUGAGGAUGCACCAUGUACUCUGAGAUUAAGAGUUACAGGAAAAGGGUUUGGAAGUGAAGCGUUCACAGGCAGAACUCGGCCAGCGAUUCCUUGCAUUCCAAAACAAGCAGCUAAAGUCGAAAAUUGAGGUUUUAAUAAUCAUCAGCUGCAUGACUGAAGAGGAUUCUCACAUGAUGUGAGCUGAGAUACUGAUCAGUACAAUUCCUGUUACAAUUGUACACAAAUUAUCAUCAUUUUAUUAUUUACACAUUACAUCAUUUAUUAUUUUACAUACUGUUGUUACUGUUAUCAUUACUAAAUGAUACCAAAGGUGGUGGAGGUGUCAACUGAGAACAGAUUUCAGUUUUUUUCUUUUGGCCUUUACACAUAAAUCCAGCUUACAGUCACAUAACAGUUGGCCCUGAGUAUAGAAACUUUCUUCAGAACUAGUACUGUCAUAGUACCAGUAUGAGACAUGUUGAUAAUGUAGGUUAUAUAGUUGUAACAUGCCAUGUUUUUUUAAAGCAGAGAUGUGUUUACAGCAUUCUGAGUAGUGUCAUACCUGCAAAGGUGUGCAGACAAUACAAAAGUUGUCAUUGCCAAGAUCAAAUGAUUCAAUCAUAGGAGACACCUGAGAAAUUGGUGUUCAAAGAUACAAACUAGCCUAACAGAGAGAAUGAACCACAACUGGUGGGUCUCCCAACCCACCAUAACCCGCUCUCCCAACAUUUUGCCUUUAGAGAAAGGUACUUCUGAAAUAAAUGCAGUAGUUUUAGUAUGUUUUAAACCCCUUGCUAUUAUGAAAGCCAAUGCAAAUGAAAUGGUUUUAAAAAAAAUCAAAUAUUGGCAAGUCAUUGCAUGUUUUUAAAUGCUCUGAAUCUUAUGUCAAAAUUAAAUUCUUCCAUACACAUUACGGUUAAAAACUUUGAGGUCGGUAAGAUUUUUUAAAAAUGUUUUUGAAAGUCUCAUGUUUACCAAGGCUGCAUUUAUUUGAUCAAAAAUACAUUUGAUACAAAAAAUAUGAAAUAUUACAAUUUUAAAUCACUAUAUUCUAAUUAAAUAUAUUUUAAAAUAUAAUUUAUUCAAGUGAUGGCAAGUCUGCAGUGACUGCAGUCUUCAGUGUCACAUGAUCCUUCAGAAAUCAUUCUAAUAUGCAGAUUUGGUGCUCAAGAAACUUUUCUUAUUGUAAUACUAAUCAAUGUUAAAAACAGUUGUGCCGCUUAAUAUUUUUGUGGAAACGGCGAUAUUUAUAACCCCCAGGAUUCUUUAAUGAAUAGAAAGUUUAAAAGAACAGAAUUUAUUUGAAAUAGAAAUAGUUUAUAACAUUAUAAAUGUCUUUACUGUCACUUUGGAUCAAUUUAAUGCAUCCUUGCUGAAUAAAAGUAUUAAUGUCCUUAAAAUCUUACUGACCCUAAACUUUUGAACAGUAGUGUACAAUAAGACAAUGUUCACUGUGUAAAUACUAUCAAAUACACAUUGUUUUUCUAUAUAAUUUAUUUAUCUCUGACCAUGAACAUAGAUAUAUUUCCUCCCAGAGAGGGUCUGUCUAAUCCAUUUAACUUGUGUAACCACAUUUCAGUAAUAGGUACAUUUUCAACUAACAAAGUUCUUCUGUAUUAAUGCGAAAGAUCAAACAAUACCAGAAUUUCACCAACACAUUUAUUUACUCUAUGCUCUCUGUUAGUCAUUUCUUUGUAAUAAAUGAUUGUUUUUUGUUUUUGUUUUCCACAUUCUACAAUAAUGCUUUCAUGUUUUUGAUUUAUUGCACAACCAGUACACUGCCUUCAUACUGUUUUGAGUAUCAUAAUCAUCAAGAAACCAUAUUCAACACAUGUAAUGCACAAGAUCAAAUUAAAGGGAUUCACUUUA